This is a messenger RNA of Geodia barretti, 1359 nucleotides long. NCBI's taxonomy places the organism in Eukaryota, Metazoa, Porifera, Demospongiae, Tetractinellida, Geodiidae. The record is from the annotation of a GenBank genome assembly.
UUGAUUUUGAGCAAGCGGACUAUCGGGAUUCUCAUCCUGCUGGCAGUAGUCACCUUCUAUACCCUGGGUACCGGCUUCCCCUUUUUCUUUCGAUUCCUUUACGUAAUUGCCCUGGUGCUGGUCUUCGGGCUGCUCUGGGCCUGGAUUAAUCUCCAGGGCCUGGAUGUGCGGCUGACUCGGCUGGCACACCGAGGGCAGGUCGGCAGCUACCUUGAAGGCCAGAUUCAGGUGGUGAACCGCUUCCGUUUUCCCAAGUCAUGGCUGGAAGUAAAGGAAGUGUCAGAUAUCCCCGGCUAUACUACUGGACGGGGUAUCGCCAUGGUGCGGGACCAGUCGCGUAGCUGGCGUAUAGAGACCUACCUGGCCCGCCGGGGCGUGUUCGAGACCGGCCGGAUAGAAGUAACCAGCCAGGACCCUUUCGGACUGUUCCGGCUUAACCGCCGAUUCCUGGAGGCGCAGCCAUACGUGGUGUUUCCCGCCACAGAGCCGCUCCCAGACCUGGACCCCCGUUUCGCCUUCCUGCCCAGCGACCGUCGUGUUACCCGUCGUUCCGACCACAUUACCCCUGAAUCAUCGGGCGUUCGCGAGUAUGUUUACGGCGACAGCUUCCGGCAGAUCCACUGGCCCUACACCGCUCGAAUGAACAACCUGAUGGUGAAGGAAUUCGACAUGGGCCUGUCUGCCGAGGCGUGGGUGUUGCUGGAUAUGCAGCGGAGUUCCCAUACGGGUGACGACCCGGUGGAUAACACCGAGGAACUGUCGGUAAAGGCGGCGGCGUCCCUUAUCGAGAGAUUUGACGAGCUUUCCAUGCCAGUGGGCAUGGCCACCAAUGGCGACCAAACCUGGUUGCUCCGGCCAGGCUCCGGAGCUGGCCACGUAGGCCACUUGAUGGAAGCGCUGGCAGGGGUGAGGGCCACUGGGAACGUUACGCUGGAACGCUUCAUUUAUGAUCUGCAAGGGCACCUGAGCCGCUUCAAUAGUCUGACCAUAGUUACUCCCUCGCGCCGCACUGAAUGGAUUCCGGCGCUGGCCAGCUUGCGAAGAGAUGGGGUACAUGUGUCGGUGGUCUACGUGGACCCCACCGAUUUUGGCGCCCCCGUUGAGGUGCAGUCGCCCCUGGAUUUCCUGUAUUCCAGCGAGCUUCCCGUGUAUCGAGUCCGGCGGGGCCAAUCACUGAAUGACGCCCUGCAAUUGCCCUUGUACGCCCAGCCCUACCCCUUCAUUGCCCCGAGGGCCCCAGGUGAUGGAGUAACGGAGGAGGUCAGCUUCAACGAAAAUGGUUCGGCCUCUGAGCCUGUCUCAGCGGAGUUCGCCUACCUGGGGACGGUCCGCCCCGAGGGAUCGGAGACGGCGCCAUGA